AUGGCACCUACUUCCCGCCCAGACUUCAAGAUGAAUCUGGAGGGUCUCGGGUCUCUGAACCCUUCACAAACACGAUCGGCCAACAAUUCAGGUACCAACUCGCCUAGCGAGCCUGCUGGAUCAGGUCUACGAUACCCCCUGGGUAAUGGUCUCGGCAAUGCCACAGCGCAGGCGGCUACUGGCAGGGCAGGAGCAGGAUCUCCAUCGAAAGAGUUUGGCAGUCGACUGUUCCCAAAAAGGGCACGUGAGAUACAAGCACAGGAAGGACUGGCACCACAGAUAUGGGGACCACCAACGACAGGCAGUGGCCACUCCACACCUCUACGUGAGACGAUCCCGGAAUCCCCAGGCAGCGAUAGCUUUCCGGAUUUUGAUGCAGGCCAAGCGACAGCCGGAGCUGCAAGCUCGAUGCCAGCAGCCAACUCGAGCAGACGUGCCAGAGCCGGCACAGUGCCUUCUCGCUUCCCUCCCAUCAGCUCCUUGAAUGGCUCGCAAACUUCGUUACUACCGAAGUCGAACAGAGCAUCAGCGUCUAGCAGUCCGUAUGGCGCGAACACACCACCUUCUGCUGAGCUCGGCGCGCAGAUAGCGAGUAAUGCAGCUUUACUGUCACGAUUAAGAGCAGGAUCAAUGCCACAACGGAACUAUAUAGGCAGCGGCAGUCCAUUUGGCUCUUCGCUUUUCGCAAGCAAUUGGAUGGCAGGGCGUGAUCGAGCAACCACACUGCAAAGUAUAAGAUCCUCUGACGCGCCUUCUUCUCCACGAGACUCCUCGGCAGAGAACGACGUGAGCACGUUGGAAUAUCUUGGUCUGGCAGAUACACCACAGCAGGUGCUCAACUCUCAUGGUGUCACGAUUGCGGAGCUCGCGGCGUUGAAUGCAUAUAACAACAAGAACACGGCAAACAGAUUUCGAUCAUAUUCUGUAAAUGCGAAAGAGAAGUACGCGGAUGUGGACGAGGAUGAGCUUGACCAAUACGAGCAGCUGCAGCAGAUGUAUGGUGGACAGGUCACGCCUGGGUCGGAAAAUGCAGCGGCUCAAGCUGCAGCGAUCCACGAAGCCGUUCGUCAGCACAACUUGGAGGUUCAGGCGUUCGCAAACUUCGCGAGUGCAAAUCGACCACGCGCACGCACGGCUGGGGUUCUCGACUCUCCCACGAACCGCGUCAUGCGUAGCUAUCUGCCCACCCCAUCACGUAUGGAGAACAGCAUCAGUGCUGCGGAUCUGCAGAGCAACCACGGCACCGAGUUCAAUGGCCUCUCGAGCGCUGUACAGAACAUGCAGCUGAAUUCGAAGCCUUCAUAUGACAGUGGCCUGGACAACUCGCUCGACAACCCUACACGCUCACUCUGGCUCGGCAAUAUCCCUUCUUCCACCACUGUAUCUUCCUUGAACGUCAUCUUCGGACACUUCGGACCGAUUGAGUUUGCGCGUGUGCUAACCCACAAGAGUUGUGGUUUCGUCAAUUUCGAGAACAUUGGCAGUGCGAUCGCGGCCAAGUCGCAAUUCAAUGGCAAGGAGAUCUUUCCUGGAUGUGGUCCGAUCAGAAUCGGAUUUGCGAAAGAGCAGAGCGCGACCAACACUCCCGGCGCGAAUGGUGCAUACCCGUCACCAAGCCCGGAUCCUUUCGUAGCCAAAUCUCGUAUGGAAAAUCCGAACGCUGGAGCACUACCAUUAGGCGUCAACAUCAACGCAGAUACCGCAGCAGCUGCCAUGGCGACACCUAGUCUGCUCGAGCUCAAGGACGAAAUCCAGACAAUCGUGCAGCAAUACGGUGCGGCACCUGACGAAGUGCCUCGCAUCAUGGCAAAUCUUGACCUCGCGAUGAGCUUGAAUAAUUACUACCCAGAAGUGCCUCCGAUGCCAGAACCGAACCACAACCGCGUACACGAUGCACCAAGGCUACGCGAGAUCAGAAAGCGUAUCGAUAACAAUUCUUGCACUGCUUUGGAGAUCGAAUCUAUUGCUAUUGAGAUCCUACCUGAAAUUGCUGAACUCGCAUCCGACUAUCUUGGCAAUACUGUCGUGCAGAAGUUGUUCGAGCACUGCUCGGAGGAGACCAAGGAAGCAAUGCUGAUGCAGAUAACGCCACGCCUGGCCGAGAUUGGCGUGCACAAGAACGGUACCUGGGCCGCGCAGAAGAUCAUCGAUGUUGCGCGCACACCUCAACAAAUGAGCAUGAUUGUGGAUGCACUUCGCCCUCACGGCGUCAACUUGUUCCUCGAUCAGUAUGGUAACUAUGUCAUGCAAUGCUGUCUACGCUUUCAGGCGCCUGCGAACAACUUCAUCUUCGAGACGAUGCUAAACAGGCUGUGGGAUGUCGCACAGGGCCGAUUUGGCGCAAGGGCUGUACGUGCGUGUCUAGAAAGCCACUUUGCCACUACCGAUCAAAGAAGACUCAUGGCUGCUGCUAUUGCUCUGCAUAGCGUCCAGCUUUCCACCAACUCGAAUGGAGCGCUUCUGCUGACCUGGUUCCUGGAUACGUGCACCUUCCCGAAACGCCGAUCUGUGCUUGCGCCACGACUCAUCCCACAUCUUGUCCACCUCUGCACGCACAAGGUUGCAUACCUCACUGUGCUCAAGAUCAUUAAUCAGCGCAAUGAGACGGAUGCUCGGGACAGCAUGCUGAAGGCAUUGUUCUUCGAUGAGAAGACCCUCACCGAUAUUGUCAGCGAUCAAAUGUGCGGCGCAACUCUUAUCUUCAAAGUCCUUACUACCCCGUUCUUGGACGACAGCGUUAGGCCAGAAUGUGUCGAAAACGUGCGAAACGUGCUUCUGCAACUCAAGGCACAGCCGUCGCAAGGCUACAAGCGGCUAAUGGACGAGGUUGGGCUCUCAACAAGGCAUGGAAGCACGCCAGUCAGCCAUGAUGGUGGUCGAUCUGCAUCGAAGACUCGCCAAGCCAACGGACUGCCUAUGCUUGACACUGCACAGAACGGCUAUGCUAGAUCACCUUACGGCACAAUGACACCUCAGCAUCAACAGCAAAUGGACCAAGGUAUCAGCCCUCAUCUCCAUCGCACGGUCAGUAUGGACUCGAACAGCUUUGAUCCCUACGGCAAUGGCCAGUUCACACCACAGUACAGCCACAGUCCCGCCAUGUCAGCAGCAGGUAUCAGUCCCAUCAAUCCACAAAUGCAUCAAUAUCAGCAAGCUAUGCUCGCCCAAGCUCAAGCCAACCAACAACGAAACGCUCCGGGCUAUUAUGGCGGUGGACCCAUGUCGCAACCUCUCCAACAGAACGGCAUGGCAUACAGCACCGCAUCGCCUGCGCCUCCACAGAUGAUGCAUCAGCAGGAUCCUUAUAGGCAACCCAUGAUGCCACCGGGUAUUGGAGGUGGAUAUCCGCAACAGCAGGGCUAUGGUAGUCCCAUGAUGGGAGGUAUGAGUGGCUAUGGUGGUCAGUAUGGGAUGCCUCAGCAAAAUCAACAGCAACAGCAAUAUUAUGGUGGUCAGGGACAGAUGGGUGGGCAGCGCAGGGGCAGGGUAAGCUGA
Molecule: messenger RNA, 3495 nt
Organism: Recurvomyces mirabilis
Lineage: Eukaryota; Fungi; Ascomycota; Dothideomycetes; Mycosphaerellales; Teratosphaeriaceae
Exons: 2
Coding region: 1-3495 (1164 amino acids)
Biological process (GO): nuclear-transcribed mRNA catabolic process, deadenylation-dependent decay
Molecular function (GO): RNA binding
Source: RefSeq, a predicted model, not a curated record